Messenger RNA from Plasmodium coatneyi, 795 nucleotides. RefSeq lists its product as uncharacterized. The transcript has a single exon. The record is from RefSeq and is a predicted model, not a curated record. NCBI's taxonomy places the organism in Eukaryota, Apicomplexa, Aconoidasida, Haemosporida, Plasmodiidae. Bases 1 to 795 code for a protein of 264 amino acids.
AUGGAGGGUGGUAAUUCCGUCGUAAGGAUGCUCCUUUACUUUGCACUUUUCAUCCAGUGCACGGCCGCUUACUCAUUUAGCCAGUCCAAGAAUAGAGAGGAAAAUGGGAACGUCUUUUUUACGCCUAUGCUAACCAAGGAUGUAAAGGAAAGCCAUUUUAAGGGGACAAGCCAAAACGCUCAGGAAAGUUACACCCCCAGAAAGGAAAGAAAUGCCACCAAGAUAAAAAAAAAUAUGAACAAUUUAUUUAAGACCUUAUAUCCUAAUGAGGCACAAAUGGAGGAAAGAAAUAGAAAGGAAUGGGAUUACCAAGGGGGAACCAUGCAGGGUGUGCAUGAUGAGCAGGGAACUCAGGUCAAUAAUAGGAGUCACGAUGAAGGAGUGCACAGCAACCGACGCAAGGGAGGCUUCCCUAGUGGGAAUGUCCUGAACAGAGAGUUGCCCAGCAUCUACCCGGUUGGUCAAGGGGGAGAAACGACCGACCAUAGUGUUAGCGGUGUUGACGGGGAGGAAAAAACGAUUGAGCACCACAGUGGUGAAAACGUCGAAGACAACCAGAAGAGCUCUGCAAAGGAGCAAAGUGCAAACCAGCAAAGUCCAAUGGAACUUUUAGGCAAAAGUGAACAGUUAAAAAGUGAGUCCAAUUUUUCCCUCCUGGAUUAUCUGAAGGGCUUCUUCCAGAAAUCCACAUACAUAAAAAAGUUCCAGAACUUUAUCGAACUUUUUUUUAACAAAUACGAUCAGCGUGUGUUGGAGUCCACGAUUUUUUUUAAUUUCGACGAAACGUUGUUUUAG